CAACCACGAGUAAUGAAAGGAAACAUCAUGGAAGCGUACAGUUGGUUUGGUUUGGCUUUGCAUCGUAUUCGUGUUAUCGUUGUUACCGGUUAACUUUUCAAAGCGUCGCUCCAUUGUCUUGGAGCAGCAAUGGGCACAUCUUCAGAAGAUGUACUUCUAAUGGUUGGCCAUGUUCGCUUCAAGAAGAACAAUGGAACCCUUUACCUCAUGGCUGAACGCAUUGCAUGGAUGUUGGAAGGAAAGGACACAUUUCCAGUCAGCCACAAAUAUGCCGAUGUUAAAAUGCAAAAGAUAUCGCCUGAAGGGAAACCCAAGGUCCAGCUUCAAGUUGUGCUCCAUAAUGGUGAAGCAACCACUUUCCACUUCGUCAAUCCAAUGGGUACAGAUGCUCAGCUGGAAGACCGCAAUGGUGUCAAAGAGUUGCUUCAGCAGCUUUUGCCCAAAUUUAAAAGAACUCUCAAUUCAGAGCUGGAAGAAAAGAACAGAAUACUGCAGGAAGAUCCACGGUUAUUUGAGCUGUAUCGAAACUUGGUCGUGACUAAAGUGACCACCCCGGAAGAAUUCUGGGCAAAUCAUGCACCUAAAAAAGCCAGCCAAACAGCUUCGACAUCAGGUUCACAAAAUGUCGGAGUGUCUGCUGCAUUUCUAGUAGACGUCAAGCCACAAACAGACGGAUCCAACGGUCUAAAGUAUAAUAUCACCGCCGACAUCAUUGACUCCAUUUUCCGCACUUAUCCAGCGGUCAAAAAGAAGCACCUGGAAAAUGUACCUCACAAGAUGUCGGAAAGUGAAUUUUGGACACGUUUCUUCCAAUCACAUUAUUUCCACAGAGACCGCCUCCACACGGGCACCAAAGAUCUCUUUACGGACUGCGCUAAAAACGAUGAACUAGACAUUCGAGAGGCUAUAACAGCUGGCAUUCAGAAUCCUUUAAUAGACGUAUCAUCAUUUGAAGAUGGGACUACAUUUUUAGAGGGCUCAGAUUCUCAAGAUCCAAAAAAUAACUUGGGCUCGACAAGUACAACAAAUCAAUCUAUGAUUCGAAGGUUUAACCACCAUUCUAUGAUGGUACUGAAAGCAUGCCGAGGUGCCUCCAGUUCAGGAUCAGAUGCAAAGACGGAUUCCACACCUCAGCCCAACGGCAUCGCCUCCGCUCAUCCCAACGGCAUGAACAAGACCAACGACAGGCUUCACGACGGUCAUGACGAAAGCUUAGGGAAUGAAGUGGCAGUAAAGAGGUUAUGCAUACGUGAGAAAGUGGAGCUGGAAGACUUGGAGAAGGAACGGGGCGACAGGGGCUUGACAGUGAAUCUCACCCGACCUGAAAGGUAUCGGCAUGGUCCAACACCAAUCGCAGAAACGUCAUCAACAUCUGAUGAUGCUCACCAAGACCAGUCAGCUUGGCAGCUCCAUCAAGAAAUCGAGGCCUGGAACCCCAGCGGUACAAAUGUACUGUCCUCAACAUGUGCUCUUUCUGCCCUUGGAGAAUUGUCACCUGGUGGCGCUCUUAUGAAGAAUGUGCAGCACAUACCCCUCAAAGAUACAGUUCCAGAAGAUGUGCAGCGUGAGCUUCGGAGUACCUACGUGGCUCUGCAGGAGCUUCUCAGGCAUUUCUGGUCUUGCUUUCCAACGACAACACCUCAAUUAGAAGAAAAAGUGGUGAACAUGAGGAGUACAUUAGAAAGGUUCCAGUAUGCAAAGUUGCAGCCAUUCCAGGAUAAGCUGCUUCGAGAGCAUUACAGUCCUGAUUUGGCAGACCACCUGAUGAGCAUGUUGCAAGUGGCCUACAACAAAUUCACAACGUGGCAGUCGAGACGAAUGUCACUGGGUCUCAAAUGAAAAACUCUAAUUAUGAAAAAAAAGAACAAAGCUAUAAACCCGAAGUGCAUGAGAACGAGCAGCUGCUAGCUGAAGUGCAGUGCAUCUGUACAAAGGACACAAGUGCCACAGAAUGGUACAUGACAGUGCAAGUCAUGCAGAUGUUGGACUUUCCUUGCUGUGGAAACAUCAUGCUGCAAGCUGCAGAGAGUUGUGCCAAGGCCGUCGUCUCAAGAACGUCAUCUCAAGGACAUCUGUCGACCCAACUGGUUUACGGGCCCAAUAUCACCAGGGCGGUUGUUUAUUCCAUCAGACACCUUGCAGAUUCAUCCUCUGCGUCAAGGAUAUAUGUGAGCAGAACUUUGUUGGACCAGUAGUCUGCAGCACAUAUUCAGGGUGUGAAAGUGCAUGUGUGUAAGUGGAUGAUCUGGGGUGAGUGCUUUGGGCACAAAUACCCUGCCACAUGGAGUCGAGGUUGCGUUGUCUUUAGGUAUACUGGCAAUACGAUUUGUAAUAACAGAGUAGACACUAAAUAAUAAAAUGUGAAUCUAC
Messenger RNA from Ornithodoros turicata, 2370 nucleotides. RefSeq names its product general transcription factor IIH subunit 1-like (gene Tfb1). Gene Ontology annotation, biological process: nucleotide-excision repair; transcription by RNA polymerase I; transcription by RNA polymerase II. Lineage: Eukaryota; Metazoa; Arthropoda; Arachnida; Ixodida; Argasidae. Gene Ontology annotation, cellular component: transcription factor TFIIH holo complex; transcription factor TFIIH core complex. The coding region runs from base 130 to 1839 and encodes 569 amino acids. The transcript has 13 exons. The record is from RefSeq and is a predicted model, not a curated record.